GACCUACAGAAGAUUUUUCAAAGACGAAUAUUCACAGGGUGCUAGGUGCAUUAUUCAGAGAGGACUGGGUGCAAAACCCAAGUAAAGUCUCAGAUUGCUUAACUUGUUCUGUGCUUGCCUGUCUCAUUAUUGUCCCAGUACCAAGAAUUAAUUUCACACCAAUCAUAGCUGCUUUCUCAUCACCUCGUGUCUAAAACUUUAAGCUUGCUUACACUCUUUUCAUUUACUAAAAUACUUCAUUGUUUUUUAACGCAAGUUCCUUUACGUUCCUGGGCCCAGGGCAGAAUGAAGCUAGGUUCUUGACCAAAAUAGCAAAGUAAUGGUUCCCACCUCAGUUACAGACUGAGUCCUUGUUCCUCUCUGAACCUUCCUGAGCUGUGCCUCUUCUGUAAGCAUUUCUUUCAUCAUUUUUUGUCUUUACAAUAUCUACAAAAUGAUCUAUUCAGAUUUGCUUUUUCUAGUAUGCUGAUCUCUCUCUCUCUCUGCCUUAAGAAAAACAAUUCUUCUGCCUCUCACAAAAGAAAAAAGAAAAAAACACGGUCAAAAAGUUUAUUUCUUCUCAUGGUUGAAGGGUUCAAUAAAUCAUGACAGAAACCUUAAAGCAAGAGUGUAAAACAGAUGGCCAAAUCACAACCACAAUCAGGAAUAGAGUGAUGAGCGACUAUGUUCCUCAGCUCCCUUCUUCCUCUGAUAGAAUUCUGCAUACAAAUCAGAGAAUGCUCCCAUACACUGAGCCCGUGACCUUUGAGGAUGUGGCUGUGAACUUUACCUCAGGAGAGUGGACUUUAUUGGAUUCUAGUCAAAGAAAGCUCUACAGAGAUGUGAUGAAGGAAAACUUUCUGAACCUGAUCUCCAUAGAGAAAACACAAGAAGAUGUUGAAGAGGACUACCAGAAUCUCAGGAGAAAUCUGGGAAGUCAGGUGGUUGAGAAAGAUGGUGAAUAUGAACAUGAUAGUCAGUGUGAAAAAACCCAGCAAGAGAUUCCAGAACAUAUUGUUAAUGAGGACAUUCCUCCUGUUAUAACAUUAUAUGAAAAUAGUUUGUGUGUAAGAAACCUCAUUGGUAAUUUACCCUCAGAUGUGCACCUCAGUGAUCAAACUAAAGAGAAACCAUUUGAGGAUAAGGAACCUGUGGAGAAGGCUUUUAAACAUGAGAAAUCUUGGGAAGAUAUGGGUCAUUCUGAGUCAUUUCAAGUACAUGAAAGUUCCAGAGAGAAAUCCUGUGAAAAUCAACAAUGUAAUACAGCUUGUGGGAAUCUCCAUCGUGAUCAGGAUCAGGAGAGAACUUAUACUGGAAAUAAGCACAAUGAGAAUGCCUUUACAAACUACGAAUAUGGCCAGAUAGACGAAAGAAUCCAUACUGAAGUAAAACCAUUUGUGUGUAAGCAAUGUGGAGAAGCCUUUGUUAAUUCCAGUCACCUUAUCAGUCAUGAACGAAUUCAUAUUGUAGAGAAGUGUUACAUUUGCAAACAAUGUGGAAAAACAUUUAGAUAUUUGUCAUGCUUUCAAAAACAUGAAAGAAUUCACAGUGGAGAGAGGCCUUAUGCCUGUGAGCAAUGUGGGAAAGGAUUUAUUCAGUUGAAAUACCUUCUCAUGCACCAAAGAAUGCACACUGGAGAGAAUUAUUAUGAAUGUAAACAUUGUGAAGAAAUCUUCACUAUUUCCAGUGCUGAUAAUGUUCAUGAAAAAAUUCACUGUGGAGAGAAACCGUAUUCAUGUAAGCAUUGCGGAAAAGUGUUCACUAGUCCCAAUGACUAUAAUAGCUGUGAAAGGAUUCACACUGGAGAGAAUCCCUUUGUAUGUAAAAAAUGUGGGAAAGCAUUCAAACGUUUGGGUCAUUUUAUGAACCAUGAAAGAAUUCAUACUGGAGAGAAGCCUUAUGCAUGUAAACAUUGUGGAAAAGCCUUCACCAGUUCCAGUGACCGUAACAGUCAUGAAAGAAUACACACUGGAGAGAAACCCUUUGUAUGUAAAACAUGUGGGAAAGCAUUCAGUCGUUCUGAUUAUCUUAUCAACCAUAGAAGGAUACACACUGGAGAGAAGCCUUAUGCAUGUAAGUAUUGUGGAAAAGCCUUUGCUACUUCCAGCGACAGAAACAGCCAUGAAAGAAUUCAUACUGGUGAGAGAUCCUUUCUAUGUAAAAAGUGUGGAAAAGUAUUCAUUCUUUCUGGUGAUCUAAUCAAGCAUGAAAGAAUUCACACUGGAGAGAAGCCUUAUGCAUGCAAACAUUGUGGAAAAGCUUUCACCACUUCAAGUGCCCGUAACAGUCAUGAGAGAAUUCACACUGGAGAGAAGCCUUAUACAUGUAAGCACUGCACAAAAACUUUCACCACUUCCAGUACCCGUAACAGUCAUGAAAAAACUCACACUGCAGAGAAGCAUUUUGCAUGUAACCUUUGUGAGAAAACCUUUAAUAGUCAGAGUUCCUAUUAUACUCAUAAAAAAAUUCAUUCUAUGAAAGAGAAACUUUAUGUAUGUAAACACUGUGGGAAAGAAUUCACUUAUUGUGGUAAUUUCCUCAAGCAUGAAAGAAUUCACAGUAUAGAAAACUUGUCCAUGUGAGCAAUCUGUGAAAGCAUCUGUGUCCCACAUACCAUCACAAACCCAUAUAAGGUCUCAUAGUGAAGAGCUUGCUCAACUAUAAACAGUGUGGCCCUCUGUGAUCAACUUGCUUUUAUUGUGAGGUAUGAAAAAAGAGUUUGGGUGACCAUGAGAUGGCUCAGUUAGUGAAGGGUCUUUUGGGUAGCCUGAUGAUCUCAGUUUUAACUAUGAAAGUCACGUGGUGGAAAUAGAGACCCAGUUCCCAAAAGUUGUCUUCUGAGUUCCACAUGCACACCAUUGAAUGUAUGUGUGCGCACAUACAAAUGAAGUGAAUAAAUAUAGUGCUAAAGCAAGAAAAAAAGGAAAAUUUUGAAGUGGAAAAGAACACUUAGAUAGCCCCAAUAUACAAGUAUAUUCAGGAUGAAAUCCUGUUCUGAUUCGUGUUUUAAUGCCUGUCUGUCUAUUACAGCUAGGGUAGGAGGCUAGCAAAAUCGAGUAUCCAUUACAGAACAUUUAAAUACCACUGGAGACUUUUAAGGUGAACUUGUUCCAACCAAAUGAAAAUUUUAAUGAAAAAAAAAAUAAAGCCGUGUGAUUUUCAGUUGAAGUAAAGCUUGUAAAACAUUUUCACGUAGUCAAAUCUUAUAAAGAGAAUUUAAGUUUGUGUAGAAUAUUUUAGAAAUAAUCUGAAAGAAGUACAAUAAAAAUUUUAGCAUUUUGAUCUUUGAUCCAUUCUUGUACAAGACUUUUAUUACUGCCUUUUUGUUUUUAAUCUUGGAGGUAAGAUUUGCUUAAUAAUAUUGGCAUAAUUUUCUGGUCUGCCAUUCCUGUCACUGGAAAGACAGACUCCUAAGAAAUGGUGUUUAACAAUGGCUAGCAUUUAAAGAAAUUAUUUGGAACCUGGAGAAAUGGCUCAGUGAUUAGCAUUUGUUACUUGUCCAAGGAGCCUUAGUUUGGUUUCCAGCAUGUUUAUUGGGUGGCUUUCAACUAACUUUAGCUUCAGUUCCAGAAGUUCUGAACACCUUCUGGUCCUCUCCAGCUACCUGUACAAUCAUGUGCAUAAACAAAUAAAAAAUCUGAAAAGAAAAAGAAAAGAAAUUGUUGCUUCAGAGAGAUAGCUCAGUAGCUAAGAGCACUGACUUCUCUUUCAGGUUUUUCAGUGUCUGUGAUUAAAGUAUAAAAGUUAUUGUUCUAUUGUAAUAUUUUCUGUGUCUCUUACAUAGCAAAUUAAAAAACUGUUAGUUCAUUGGUAAUUACGUUUACAUAAAAAAUCAUUUUCUUAAAUGACUUUUUUUUUCGAGACAGAGUUUCUCUAUAUAGUCCUAGUUGUCCUGGAACUCACUCUAUAGACAAGGUUGGCCUUGAAUACACAGAGGACCACCUGCCUCUGCCUCCCAAGUGCUGGGAUUAAAGGUGUGUGCCAUCACUGCCCAGCCCUAAUGACAUUUAUAUAGAUUAUUUUUAAAUUUAUUAUAUCAUUUGUGAGUAUAUCAGUGUUUUUGUAUGAAUAUAUGCACAUGCAUCUAAGUGUCUGCGAUCUGGAGAGGGUGUAGGACCUCCUGGAACUAAAGUAAGAUUCAGUUUUGGUGCCCUAAGGUGAGUGCUAGGAACCAAACUCUAGUCCUCUGUGAAAACAGCAAGUACCCUUAAUCUUUGUGCUAUGUACCCAGCCUCUAUAUUUACAUAGAUUCUGUGUGUUUUAUUAAAGUUUCUUGUGUACUUCAAUGAUUAUAUUUUUAAAGGCAGUUUCAACUGAUCGUUUUCCUUUUUUUGAUAGUUUCAUAUAUUUCUAUAAUAAAUUUUAGUCUUUUAAAUUCCCCGUC
This is a messenger RNA of Peromyscus californicus insignis, 4363 nucleotides long. RefSeq names its product zinc finger protein 878-like. The transcript is spliced from 4 exons. The coding region runs from base 585 to 2561 and encodes 658 amino acids. The record is from RefSeq and is a predicted model, not a curated record. Gene Ontology annotation, molecular function: DNA-binding transcription repressor activity, RNA polymerase II-specific. Lineage: Eukaryota; Metazoa; Chordata; Mammalia; Rodentia; Cricetidae. Gene Ontology annotation, biological process: negative regulation of transcription by RNA polymerase II.